AGCCGAGGUGGGAAGGCACAGCUGCGAGCCAAGGCUCUGACCUCCUCUGAGCUCCUCCGGCCGCUCGCAGGAUCUUCCCGACCCUGCAGGACUUGGCAAACUCCUACCUCCGCUCCCAUUAGUUCCCCAACCCCCACCAAGUCUCCUCCUUCAGGGUCCCCCAUCCAUCUCACUUUGCAGAAUUUGACGCUUCUUCUAACACCUUUUUGUAACACCCCAGAACUUCGAGUCCCUUAAUUGAAUUUGACUUUUGUUUUUAUUUCUCUGGCUUCCUCUUCUGCCCCCUCAUCUGAUUGAUGUGCGAAGGCUGAUGUCUCUGCCAGAGCGAGAGGAAUAAAUAGAUGCUGCCUCUCCUAGAGGCUUAGACGUUUGGGAAGAGCAGCCAGCGCAGCAAGGCACCGGGCUCCGCCAAGCUCGUGGAUCGGACCUGGGAGGACUUGGAUCCAAGAGAACUGUGAUUGUCCCGGCGGACAGCUCCUCAGGUUGUGCUCACCCCUCGGGACCGCAGGAGGAGACUUCGGAACUCACCUCUCGAGUUCGUCACCCGGCUGCGCCCUGCCCCAUCCUUCUGGGACCAUGGUCUGCCGCGGCCCGGGACGGAUGCUGCUGGGAUGGGUCGGGCUGCUAGUCCUGGCUGUUCUCUGCCUGCUCCAGGUGCCCGGAGCGCCGGCAGCAGCCUGUGAGCCUGUCCGCAUCCCCCUGUGCAAGUCCCUGCCCUGGAACAUGACCAAGAUGCCUAACCACCUGCACCACAGCACCCAGGCUAACGCCAUCCUGGCCAUCGAACAAUUCGAAGGGCUGCUGGGCACCCACUGCAGCCCGGAUCUUCUCUUCUUCCUCUGUGCUAUGUAUGCACCCAUUUGCACCAUCGACUUCCAGCACGAACCUAUCAAGCCCUGCAAGUCUGUGUGUGAGCGCGCCCGACAGGGCUGCGAGCCCAUCCUCAUCAAAUACCGCCACUCGUGGCCAGAAAGCUUGGCCUGCGAGGAGCUGCCGGUGUACGACCGUGGCGUGUGCAUCUCUCCCGAAGCCAUCGUCACCGCGGACGGAGCGGAUUUUCCUAUGGACUCGAGUACUGGACACUGCAGAGGGGCAAGCAGUGAACGUUGCAAGUGUAAGCCUGUCAGAGCUACACAGAAGACCUAUUUCCGGAACAAUUACAACUACGUCAUCCGGGCUAAAGUUAAAGAGGUAAAGAUGAAAUGUCAUGACGUGACCGCCGUUGUGGAGGUGAAGGAAAUUCUAAAGGCGUCACUGGUAAACAUUGCAAGGGAUACCGUGAACCUUUACACCACCUCUGGCUGCCUCUGCCCUCCACUUAAUGUUAAUGAGGAGUAUGUCAUCAUGGGUUAUGAAGAUGAGGAACGCUCCAGGUUACUCUUGGUAGAAGGCUCUAUAGCUGAGAAGUGGAAGGAUCGGCUUGGUAAGAAAGUCAAGCGCUGGGAUAUGAAACUCCGUCAUCUUGGACUGGGUAAAACUGAUGCUAGCGAUUCCACUCAGAAUCAGAAGUCUGGCAGGAACUCUAAUCCCCGGCCAGCACGCAGCUAAAUCCUGAAAAGUAAAAGGCCACACCCACGGACUCCCUUCUAAGACUGGCGUUGCUGUACUACCAAAGGAAAACUGCGUGGUUGCGCUCCCGACCUGUCUUUACCACAGAUAUCGCGUGGCGAUUGAUGUCAGUUCCGGUUCCUUUUCUCCCGCUUCUUAAUGGCCUGGGGUUAGAUCCUUAAACAUGCUAUAUAUUCUGUUUCACCAAUCAUGUGGGAACUGUUCUUUCAAAACCAGAAUAAUAAAUUAAAUUUGUUGAUGGUAAAGUCUCUGUACUGGACUCCCCGGGUUUUAAUUUGGUGUUCUGUGCCCCAACUGAGAAUGCAAUAUUUGACGUAAAGAGAGAAUCUUAGUAAUAUCUCAAGAACUAGAUAUUGCUGUAAAACAGACUCUGCUGCUGUACUCGCAGCCCUGUGUUUGUAUGCCUUUGGGUAUUUCCUUCAUGCUGUGAAAGUUCUAAAUGUUUAUAAAGGUAGAAUGGCAGUUUGAAAUCAGACACUGCACAAGCAGAGCAGCGCAACACCAGGAAGCAUUUAUGAGAAAAUGCCACACAGCAUGAAUUAUUUUCAAGAUUGGCAGGCAGCAAAAUAAAUAGUGUUGGGAGCCAAGAAAAGAAUAUUUUGCCUGGUUAAGGGGCAACCUGGAAUCAGUAGCCCUUGAGCCAUUAACAGCAGUGUUCUUCUUGCAAAGUUUUUGAUUUGUUCAUAAAUGUAUUAAUGAACGUUAGAGAAAAACUUAUAGCUAGACUUCUGUUGUUAUCACUAUAGCUCUGCUUCCUUCUGAAUCAAACCCAUUGUUGGAUGCUCCCUCUCCAUUCAUAAAUAAAUUUGACUAGUUGUAUUGAUCAAGAAAAGAAAGUAUUAAAUUAAGCAUGUGUGUACACUAGGGUGUUAUUUUAAAGAGGUAUGUAACUCUAUAAAAGACUAUUAGUUUACAGGACAGUGAAAUGUGCACAUUUGUUUUCUUUUUUUCUUCUUUUUGUUUUGGGCUUGUGAUUUUGGUUUUUGUUGUGUGUAUGUCUGUAUUUUGGGGGAGUGGGUUUAAGCCAUUGUACAUCCAAGUGGAACUCUACUAGAGUUGACUAGGCUCAUUGGUCUAGACAUUACGAUUUGAAUUUGUGCUGUUUAAUGCUCGGUCAAAAUGUCUAAUAAAAAGAAUUAUGGUUGUCAGGAGAGACAACAACAACAAAAA
Grammomys surdaster is the source of this 2739-nucleotide messenger RNA. RefSeq names its product frizzled related protein (gene Frzb). Gene Ontology annotation, molecular function: Wnt-protein binding. The transcript has 6 exons. Gene Ontology annotation, cellular component: cytoplasm. Gene Ontology annotation, biological process: canonical Wnt signaling pathway; non-canonical Wnt signaling pathway. Lineage: Eukaryota; Metazoa; Chordata; Mammalia; Rodentia; Muridae. The coding region runs from base 577 to 1548 and encodes 323 amino acids. The record is from RefSeq and is a predicted model, not a curated record.